Messenger RNA from Magallana angulata, 579 nucleotides. RefSeq lists its product as uncharacterized. The coding region runs from base 1 to 579 and encodes 192 amino acids. The transcript is spliced from 2 exons. Lineage: Eukaryota; Metazoa; Mollusca; Bivalvia; Ostreida; Ostreidae. The record is from RefSeq and is a predicted model, not a curated record.
AUGUAUAAAAAUGAGCCAAUAGAUGAUACAGACGAUAUAUACGAUGCAGAUGGUACAACGCCAAGGACAGGAAAGAUAACAAGGUACAACCAGAACGGGCAACUGACACAAACCAUACAACACGAAAACACAGGACUGGAACUUUAUAGACAGCCUAAUUAUGUAACAGAAAAUAACAACGGGGAUGUCGUGGUGUCUGACUAUGAAAGUGCUGUAGUUGUGACAGAGCGUGGAGGAAGGCAUCGUUUCUCCUACACAGGACAUCCGCCAGGAUCAAAUCUAGGGCCACUAGGAAUAUGUACGGACGCCAUGUCACACAUCCUGGUGUGUUGUAAAGUAACCGAAACAAUACAUAUAUUAGAUAAAAACGGAAAGUACCUGUUCCAUCUGGCAGGAAAAAUACAAGGAAUAGGUGAACCAGUGAGCCUGAGUUAUGAUGUCAACGCUCAUCAUAUAUGGGUCGGAUCGCCAUUCAUUGAGAAUAUUACAGAAAAUGAUAACCUGCAAGAUGAACACUCACCCCGUCCUGAUGAGGAAACCUUGUCCUGCUCAACACAAGCCGUAGAAUGGAGAAUCUAG